Messenger RNA from Oldenlandia corymbosa var. corymbosa, 1200 nucleotides. The record is from the annotation of a GenBank genome assembly. Lineage: Eukaryota; Viridiplantae; Streptophyta; Magnoliopsida; Gentianales; Rubiaceae.
AUGCAAAUCCGGCGAAAGCAAUACAAAAAUUUGAAAGAAGGAUUGGUGUUUGAAUCGUUUUGUAUUGAAAUUGUAAUUGGAAUUGUUGCCCCGAACAACAGAAUGACAGACAAAACAAUAUUUAUUGACCACGAGUUGAAUUACAUUGAACUCGUGGACAAGGUCUGUAGAGCUGCUGGUUUUGAUAAGGGAAGGGUGACAGUCAGUUUUGUUCUUGUGUGGACUGAUAGUUCUGGUAGAAGGGGGUAUAUGCAUAUUCAUGACGACAAGGGUAUACCAUUGGUAUACCUAGUGUCACAGAAUUGGCCUGAAUUGUACGUUUGUUUUGCGCCAAUUGGUGGGGUUGAUUCAUCUGAGCAAGCUACUGGUGCAGGUGAAUCCUCUGAUGAAGAAGAUGGCAAUGACACUAGUGCAUUUGUUAAUCCCGGAUGGAAGGCUUAUGAGGCUUGCGAAGUUGAGACCCCUUUGUCAGAGAGUUGGCCACACACUGAACACGACAAAGUGCGUAAAGGCGUGGGAAAGCUGGCCAGUAAAAACCCAGUAGCUGCAGAGUGGCUUGAUAGCAUCGGAGCGAAUAAGUGGACCCUACUUGGAGAUGGUGACAAUCGUUGGGGUGUAAUGACCACCAAUACCACAGAGAGUUACAACAAUGCCUUGAAAGGUGCACGCCUCUUACCAAUCAUAGCUCUGAUUAAAUCCUUCUUGUUGAAGACAGUUAAGCUGUUUAAUGACAAUUAUGAAAAAAUUGAGAAAUGUCAGACUGUCCUCACCCCACACUACAUGGCUAAGUAUAACAAAUGGAGGUUACAUGGUGGAGAUGUCCUAAAGUUGUCAAGAAUAUCACGGGGAAUAAUCUGCUUGCCUAUAGAUGACGAGUACUUUCCAUGGUACCAGCUCAAGACUGUAACAUUUGUUAUGGGCCCUAGAAAGAGGCAUAAAGAGGGUUUCCAGGGAGCGGCAGAGGCGUAUCACGUUAUGGCCAAUUUAGCCGCCGAUAUUAAGAGGAUGAGUCUCCUUGGCAUGGGUGAUUGCACCGACCCUAAGUCUUCUGCUUAUAUAACAUUUAACCAGAUCGGAAAAACUGCUAAUCGAGCCUUGUCAUUGCAGAGGACCCAGUGUUGGGAUCAACUUUCUCAGGAGGCGUUUCAAUUCCAGAGCCACCUGUUUUUGGGUUCUGGGUUUGAUAUUGCUGCAGGGUAG